Dicrocoelium dendriticum is the source of this 4574-nucleotide messenger RNA. The record is from the annotation of a GenBank genome assembly. Lineage: Eukaryota; Metazoa; Platyhelminthes; Trematoda; Plagiorchiida; Dicrocoeliidae.
ACACACUGCGGCGUUGGCCCAUGCAUACGUGCCCCUAUCCUGAAGGUGAUCAGGAACAAGCAACACGAAACCGUGAUUUCUGAAUGACUUCGCCUAGCCAACUUGAUACCCACUUACAGGCGGUAGAACCCAGUAAAGCGCACAAAAAUUAUAAAAGCGGUGGUAUACAUUGCAGCUCCAGUGCCGCAUACAGAUCAUGUUUUAUCUCCAACUGUUUAUUCUACGCUACUAUUUCCAAAUGCGCCUGUGCAGGCACAAUGCAACCUGAUGCCGUUCCACGAAUAUUCAACAUUCUACCCCACAGUACCAAACAACAACGCGUCUUAUCGUCAAAUUUGGUUUGAUAACGAAAUGAACAGAAAUGAGAGUUACAUCCAGUGGCGAUUGCAAUUCACAGCGAAAGUGACCUAUUUCAAGAUACACGAUUUAAAGUCUGGCAGCGUCUAUUUCGAAUGCGAAGCGUUGCGCGUGGGAGGUCAGAGCUGUUGCAUACAAAACACUUUGCUCAGUGAGAUCAAGCAAACGCGUGACUGCCCACACCGAUUGUACAACUCAGAGUUCGGUUCACGCGACUAUACUGUGUCGUUUGAAUCGAGGAAGGGACCACCACCCAAUUGGAAUCACAGCAUGGCGACUAUUUUCGUUUUCACUCCGGAGGGCUCGCGCCGUUAUUUCUUCGGUUGGCCUGGUAAACUCGGACAGCUAGUGUGCCCAGAAAUUGCUCGUAGUGGUCACUCAACCACAGUGGAGACUUUAACAGAACUCAUAUCGCAGCCAGAAUUACAUUCGAUUGAUUACGAGUCAUUUAUGAAUUCCAUGGUGUACCUGCGGCCAAACACUCCUCUGAGACUACAUAUCCGUUCAUUCACUUUGCCCGGGCAAGCGAAUUACCUGAUUGCUUUCGAUUACGAGGAAAAAAGUAGAAGUUUCAACAUUUCGUUCGCACCACUUGUGAGAUCUGUUUCCGUUCUACCUACAAUGGGACACUUUACGGAACGCGUGCAGCUGGUGGAUCAAUACGAAUCACAUAUGCAACAACAUGAAUUCGUACUGACGCCGAGGUAUACGUGUCGUGCAUUGGUUUUCGCGGUCGGCUCGCUUACCGAGGAGAAAUUUCGACUGUUGUACCACUUGCUUUAUCAGUGGAUUGUGCUGAAAAAUGAUUCUGCGAUUUUUGACUGGGUCUCACCAGAUUCACCUGGCAUCCGAAUCGUGCAGGUAAACGCUUUCCCCUACACUGGUGUGGGUUCAUCAGGUGUCGUAGAAUUCCAGGUGAAAAUCGACGGCCAACAGUCAGUUCAAUGCAGUCGAACAGAAAGCGAUGGUAACAAGCUAGAUGUGAGUCAUCGCUUCAAGUACCUGUCCAAAGUGCAUCGCCUACGGUUCGCUGGCGUGACGAAAGAGGACAGUGGUCAAUAUACUUGCACAGUUAGGCAGACUAAUCGAGUGUUGUUCCGAGACCAUUGGAUUAUUGCACUACCCUCCACAUCAGAUGCACACUUGCUGUUCCUCUCAUCUCCGCUUGAGGUUGACUCGGCGGAUUUCACCAAAUGGCCUGAGACUGGUGUGAACGAUAAGGUCAUCUUCACUGCCACAUCGCCAACAGUGGCUUGUUGGUUUAAUCUAUCUGCCUUAUACGAACAUUACGAUGGCAUGAAACUGGUGGCUGAACACACGGAGUGUGACUGCCAGGAUGUGGUGAAUAAAGUCACAGAGAAGCAGAUCGAUCAGGGCGCAACGCGUUUGUUCAUUACUGUAUACAAUAUUAAACCUUGUGUCUCCAAUACAGAGAUCGGUGAGUACCGCUUUACGUGCUCUUAUGAGUACACAACUAAAGUUGGAAAGCUCCGCCGUGACACAUUUGUUGACCAAACAGAGUGCUUAAUUCGUAUCCACCGUAAUGCUUUUUAUGUGAAAGACCACAAGCCAUAUGUUAUUGCUCGCAGCAUCAAGAGUAGCAUACCGGAAUUAACUGAGGCCUUGCAAGCUAAACACUCAGCAUCUGGCGAUGUUCGAGAGUUAUUGCUGAAUUACGUACAACCUCCGUUCGCCGACAUCAACUGGGUUGUCGCAUUUGACGCAGUUCAUCUAGAUCCCGGUGGAUGGGCAUCAGUUUGGAUUUUUGCGGGAGAUCGCCCAUAUAAAUGCUUGAUGCAGCAGCGGAGACUGACAGCAGAACAUUCUGUGAAUGUGGUUUUUAGGAGGUCGGACACAAAUCCGGUGCGAAAUUCGCUGUGGAAUUACCAGUGUACGUGCUUGUUACGCCCACAUACAUCUACUAUUGUGUUGCUCACUUUUAAUACUAUGAACGCAGUAGUGAAUAAAGAUGAACUCACGUUUACUUACUUGAAUAUGGUCAAAGAUCGCAUGGCGAAUUUCGAUCCUCGGACUGACACGCUCAUUUUGGACACCAAGGUGUUAGAAGAAAACGAUGUUUUCAUCACGCACCGAAUAAUCAAUAUGCGGUUUCCUGUACCUACUGAGAGAAAUCUGUCAAACCAACUUCCCGUGUUUAUUGAUCAUUUGUUCAAUGCUGGCAUGGACAAUCUGCUUGACAGAUACAUUCACCGAGGCGAAUCCGUGUGGCGAGCAGUAGAUUUUCACAACUCAGGCUCUGUGAAACGCUUACCAGAACAGGUAUCGUAUUUGAGCGUGGUUCUGUAUUUGGGUGAGCCUGUGGCGUUACUGAGCGCAUGGACAAUCAACUUGGACGAGAUAACCAGUGAGGUUAGCAGAAAACCUUGCCACAUGCUUAUGUCAAAUAAGUUGGAGGGCAUUGCGAUUUACAAUAUUCCAAACAUGCCAUUGGGAGUUACCGAGUUGAACCAUAAUAAAUUUGAGUGCGUAAUUAGAGCGGACGUUGUAGCAAUUUUGCUGCUUGCGCUGCAAGUGGAGUCAUCCCAGGCUGCAAACAUUGAAAAACAAAUACUAGAGGAAACAAGAGAGAGUGUCCAGUUUUGGGUCAGACAUCCGCACAGUGGAUACCCACGACCAGUGUUUAACACUGCGCGGAACCGAGCGGCCUUUCGAAUCCAACGGGCAAAUAUUGGAUACGUAGCGUCUCUUUAUCCGGGUGAACGCUGGGAUUCCGGAAUACGUUGGAAUCGCACAAUGUCAGUCAGCUGUUAUCGCAGCAAAGUCAAUGGCGAAAGGAUAUUAGUUUCGCACAGAUCAGUAAGACCGCCACAUGCUUGGUUCAUAACCAAGGUAACAGUAAAAGAUAUGGGACGAUACGAAUGCUACGUCCAGGAUUGCGCUCCCAAAUGCAGGGACAUCCUUAUAGAACCUAGUCGUCAACUCACAGUUUUACCCAACAAGGACUCAUUGUUCGUUUAUUACACUCACUACAUCCCAUCCAACGAGGAGCUCCAGCUGGGAACAGUGAGGACUGCUAAGCCGGAGUUGCACAUGGGGGAAACCAGUUACAUUUCUUGCGUGGUCAGAUACUUCCCCGAAUGGUCUGAACUGGUUGAAUUGCGACUCCGUCUUACUGCUGAACCGAUGGACGUUACAGGGGAAAGUGAAGUGAUCCCAACGCAGCGUUUAGACUCAUCGUCGAGUUUCGAGAGUAUUUUUGAUAUAACACAAUGGCACCAACCUUGGAGGUAUGAUCGAAUGCGGGCUGAAUGCAUAUUGCAAAUCAGAGCAGAAAAUCUGCAAUGGACAGAUUUACGUCAAGGCCAACCACAGCCGCUUAUUAUUAAAGCAGUUGCACUCCAGUUGAAGGGGGCGCGCCUAGUCAAUAUAUUUAAUCAGUACAUAUACACAGACGAUCCACAGUUGCAGGACGUCAUGGUGAGAACACCGGCGAAUAUUGUUAGCAUGGAGGAGUAUCAGUUGAGUCCAGUGUUCCUGUUUGCUUCUGAAAGCGAGUACACUAUUUGGACUUUAGUGGCCCUCGGUUCUCGUCAAGGGAUAGUGACAAUGCACCUACACUCACGAGACAAUAACACAGCAGUAGUACACGAUGAACCCUGUCGUUCAGGCAAUGCGCGUCAACUGACAGAAGGUGAGAUCCCAAAUUUCAUUCGGUCAGUAUAUCGCGACGAGAGAAGAUUGUACCAAGCAAAGCUGGUUAACGCUUCUUUUAUUUGUAAGAUGACCAGCAAGCAUAUUGCCCUAUCGAUCAUUGUGCAUGAGAGUGCACGGACAGCUGAAUCCGUUCAGGAGUUGGUGAGACAGCGGAUCCAGCAGUGGUGGAAUGGGAUGGUAAUUCCAUCGUCGCUGCCAACACAUGCUAUAGUCAGUGUGCAAAGCGUUUCUACCGACGGAACCAUCAUGAAGAUUGAAAAGUCACCUGACCCAUUAAACACCGCUACGCUGAUUGUCAAGGUGCUGCAUGCAGCACAUGCCUCAGAGAUAUCAGCUGUGAAGGCGGUACAAGAGCUUGCACCCAUCAUGUUUGAUGAAGACAUGUUCAUUUAUCCUAGCAUUGAGGAUUACGAGGAGAUAAACUGCGGCUAGUUAGUCCAGCAACACCGAGCACUGCGUUUCGUUAAUGGUUUGUUAUUUUCUACCCUCAAUUAUAUAACCUAUUACUGUUCUUCCUGUUACAAAUAAAUCAUUUUAUUUGC